This is a messenger RNA of Drosophila navojoa, 535 nucleotides long. RefSeq names its product carboxypeptidase inhibitor SmCI-like. The record is from RefSeq and is a predicted model, not a curated record. Lineage: Eukaryota; Metazoa; Arthropoda; Insecta; Diptera; Drosophilidae.
GAGCUGGUCGAGCCGAUUUCAGUUGUCAAUUAUAGCUGAAGUCAUGCAGUUGCUCCCAUUGGUAGGAUCGUUGAUUGUGCUAGCCCAAGGUCAUAACUGGCCCAACGAACCGCUUUUUACAUCGAUCCGCUGCUGGGCGAUUGUCGAUCCGGGUCAUUGCAGAGGCAGCUACCGAAUGUUUGGCUAUGAUCCCUACUCUGGCUAUUGCAUACCCUUUAUAUACACUGGCUGCGGCGGCAAUCCGAAUCGCUUUCAAUCCGAAAUCGAAUGCAUCAACAAGUGCAAGAUGAGCAGCGGGGAGAUGGAGUAUGACAGCAGCUCCUCAAGCAUGAGCCAGGGAUCUGGCGAUGACGUGCCAGAGCAAUUAAACGUAGGAGAAUCAAAUGAGACCGGAAGUGGAAAUAAUUCAGAUUCAGACUCCAAUGAACCAAUAAUAACCGUCGACUACUAUGACACGGUAGUAGCACCGCAACCAAUUGAAGAUUAUGGGGAUGAUAAUUAUGUUCGUAGUGAUAAUAAAUUAUUAACAGAUUAG